Molecule: messenger RNA, 2256 nt
Organism: Pieris macdunnoughi
Lineage: Eukaryota; Metazoa; Arthropoda; Insecta; Lepidoptera; Pieridae
Source: the annotation of a GenBank genome assembly
AUGGCGCUCCACGAGCAGCCGAUGGCGACGCCGGCUAGAUCGACUAGGCUUCAGCGACAAGCCCCUAUUGUCGUUCAGGAAACUGACCUCGACGGCGAAAUUGAGGAAUUCGAAGAUGCACAGGAACCAUCUAUGACACUAAAGAAGGCGCUAGCAGAUUGCGAACGAGCUUUAGAUAAAUUCUUCUCUAAUGACGUGAAAUCUGCUAUGGACAUCAUGAAUCCCUGGAGAAGCUUGUCGCUGUACCACAGUCAUGGGGCGGCAAUAUUUGAAUUCAUACCGGCGAUGCUCACAAUGGACCCACGCCAGGUUCAGUCAGCUCUAACCGCCACCCAGGAAACAUUUGAACUAUGUGACGGUCAACGAAGGGGUUACUCCAUCGUUCAAAGCCUUGGAUCCAUUCUGAAAAAGCCCAAUUAUGGAAUAUACUCGGAAGCAGAGGCGCAUGCUGAAUUAAUUCGCGCAGAAGCACUGCUGGUACAGGCCUGCCUCCUUAUAGUGGAUGGGGAUGAUAUUGGAGGCAUACUACGUGCUACGUUACGCAUAAAGAAUUCGCAUGAUUCUUAUAAGCAAUGCUUAAAAAUUUUGAACAAGAAAAGAACUUGGGACGAUGACAAGUCACGAGAACACUUCGAGAGCGGAGUUCGAAUGGGCGUCGCAACCUUUAACGUCAUGAUAUCCAUGUUGCCGCCCAAACUCAUCGCUUUACUCGAGUUCGUUGGCUUCUCAGGAGACAAGGAGCAUGGCCUUCGAGAAUUGCUGAUUGGAGCUAAUAACCCAGGCCUCCGCUCCGUGUUAUGCGUCCUGGCUCUACUAAUGCACAACCUAGUUAUUGGCCAGUUCGCUGCCAUCCCUCCAGACUACGACCUUGCCCGGAAACUUAUCGACGAGAACCUCGCGAAGUACCCGGACAGCGCGUGGUUCCUAAUGUUCAAAGCCCGCCUCGAGCUGUUAUUAGGUAAACCCGCGCAAGCUGUUGAAACAUACGAAAAAGCAGCUAAAGCCAAAGGACUAUGGCCCCAACUCAUACAUCUAGCAUAUUGGGAGAUUAUGUGGGCUCACGCUAUGAUGGGAGAGUGGGAGAAAUGUGCACUUUUUGCUACCCGUCUCCUCGAAGACAGUGUAUGGUCGCGCACAAUAUAUGCAUACGUGCUUCUCGCCGCUUCCCUUCAAAAGGAAACUCCACCUGACAAAGCUUGGAUUGAGCAGCUCGUACAAUCAGCAUCAAACUACAAGCAACGGAUCCUAGGCAGAUCGGUGCCAAUGGAGAAAUUCGCAUUACGCCGUUGUGAGAGAUUGCGCGCGCGAGGCUUACUAGUACUGCCUGGCAUCGAGUUGCUCUGCCUUUGGAAUAUGUUUCCCGCUAUUGCGAAAGACCAAAAGAUGGCCGACAAAUUCCUUAAGAUCAUCGAGGACGAAUACGACAUGAUAGACAAGAUAUUCCUUGACUACAUAAAGAAAGUAAAGGAGCGGAAAGCAAGCGCCAAGAAAACGGUGGAAGAGAAUGACGAGAAAUUGAAGUAUGACGCUGACGACUUCAACCUGUGUCGGUACUUGCGAGGAUCAAUGCUUCACGCUAUGGGCUUCCCGCGACUUGCCCUUGAGUACUUGGAGGCUGUUAUUGACGACAAGGAGAAAAUUAAGGAGAACACUCACCUUAUACCGUACUCGAUGGUAGAAAUGGCGUCUUGUCGCUACAGCCUUGGAGACCCCCACAUGGCUUUGCAGAUUCUAGCCGAGGCGAGGAAAAAAUCUGGGUACCCCCUCGAGUCGAGAUUGCAGUUCCGCAUCCACGCAAAAACGGAAAUGAUUCGGCAUAAGCUAGAGCCAAGACAAACAAACGCAGCCUCAAACGCAACAGCGCGAACAAAACUCGACACGCCCUAUACUUUGGGGACACAAGAAUAUCUUGUGAGGACCACUCCACCUCUGCCCGUCCCUAAGAAAGAGGAUGAAGAAGAUGAUAAGGGGAAGAAGAAAGAUAAGGGAAAGGGUAAAGACAAGGGGAAGGGUAAAGACAAGGAUAAGAAGGACAAGAAAGAAGACAAAAAGGAAUCGGUAAAAACUGUUAGGAAAGCUGACACCAUCGUGAAUAUCGGAGGUGAAGUUAGCGUCCUACCUCGCCCGGCUUCGCCGGUGGCUGGCACGUCCAAAAUGGAUACGAUGAUAACAACCGAGGGUGUGGUGGUAGUCCAGCCCCGAUCUGGAGACGUCCCUCUGAGCAUGGCACCUCCGAAGGGCGAUCGCAGCAAAUGA